Molecule: messenger RNA, 503 nt
Organism: Effrenium voratum
Lineage: Eukaryota; Dinophyceae; Suessiales; Symbiodiniaceae
Source: the annotation of a GenBank genome assembly
UGGCUCACAGCCCGACUAAGCCGACAAGCCGACAAGCUAGGGUCUAGCUUGCGCUCAGCAGGCAAUGGCGCAGCGAAACCGGACGCCCAAGCUGGUGAUCGUUGUGGUGGCACUGGCGCUGACGCGCUGGACGGCAUCAUUUGUACCGCCGAGUUUGCCAUCCAGCGCGGCUUUGGCGCUCGGUGCUGCGCAGGCGCUGGCGAUUGCCGCGCCAGCCAGUGCUGCCGUAAACCCGGAGGCAUACUUUGCCGCAGCCGGCGUGAACCCAAAAGAUGUCGAGAACCAGAUCAUCGACCAGAUGGAUCCCACCGACGCCGCCCUUUUGGGAGCCAGUGACUUCUGGUGGGGCACUGCGGUGCCAUUCUCUGCCGGCUUGGGACUGGUGUACGGAAUCGGUAUUCUGACCGGCCAGCUCGACGGACCCUUUCAAGAGAAGGAGGAUGGCAAGGAUUCCUCCUGAGCAGGUUUCAAGUUUAUGACGGAGCCAUUACAAAGAUGAUGCC